AUGACGGGCAAGGUCGAAAUCAAAUCUGUUGCCAUCAUCGGAUGCGGCAGCAUGGGUGGUGGUAUGGCCCUGCUGUUUGCCGAAAAAGGAAUUAAGGUGUCCCUUAAUGAUCCUUCGGAGCAGACCGUCAACCAAGUCCUGGAACAGGCAAAGAAAGCCGGUGUGGCUGACAAGGUGGAAAAGCAUGAAGACUAUGCCGACCUUUGCAAGAGCUUGGGAUCGCCGAGAGUUUUCCUGUUCAGCUUGCCACACGGAACUGUUGGUGACACCGUCGUUGAAAACCUUCAUCCCUAUUUGGAAAAGGGCGAUAUUAUUAUCGAUGCAGGUAAUGAGCACUGGCUUAACACGCAGAGACGUCAAGGGAAAUGCCUGAACCAGGGCGUCUAUUAUGUUGGUAUGGGUGUCUCGGGUGGAUAUCAAGCAGCAAGGCGAGGCCCUUCCAUGUGCCCAGGAGGACAAGAAAUCGCUCUGGAGAUGGUCAUGCCAUUACUGGAAAAGGUGUGCGCAAGAGACUCCAAGGGAAGACCAUGUGUUGGAAAGGCCGGGAACGGGGGUGCGGGCCAUUAUAUCAAGAUGAUUCACAAUGGCAUAGAACAAGCGAUGAUCAGUGCAGUCUCAGAAGCUUGGCAAAUAAUGAAGGUCUCUCUUGGGAUGGGUGCCGACGAGAUUGGGAAUGUUUUUGAAAAAUGGGCUGCUGAUGGCGAGCUGAGAAAUACUUUCCUCGUAAACAUUGCAGCUGACAUUUGUAGAACCAAGGACGAAAAGGGCGACAAAGUACUCGAUUACGUCCAGGAUAAGGUUGUGCAAGAUACAGAUGAGACCGAAGGUACUGGCAUCUGGUCAAACGAGGAGGCAGUGCGAUUGCAUGUACCUUCCCCUUCGCUGACUACUGCGCACUAUUUCCGGCUUGCUUCCGCCGAUCGGGCUCAGAGGGAGCGUGUCGAAAAGGUCUUUGGAGGCAGUUUUCCAAUUGAAAAGAUUGCACUGCAAAGCGCCAAGGAGAAGGAUGCUUUCUUAGAAGAUCUCAGACAGGCGGUCUACGCUGCUUGUCUGGCGUCGUAUGUUCAAGGAUUGAUCAUAAUUGACAAGGCCGACCGCGAAAAUAAGUGGGACGCGAACUAUGGCACCAUCAUCCAGAUAUGGAGAGCGGGAUGCAUUAUUCAAGCCGACUAUAUCGCGGACCUUCUUGAAAAUCUCUACAAGAAUGAGCAUGGUCGACAGGAUAACAGAAAUCUCCUCUACGAGUCUCGUAUUGCUGAGGAGUUCAAAAAGACUUUCCCGGCCUUGAAGCGUGUAGUCGCCAAGGGAACGGAAGCAAACUCCAUCAUUCCGAGCAUAAGCGCCAGCCUUGAAUAUCUCAAGUUUUCCAAUAACCUUGAAUUGCCUACCCGGUUCUACGAGGCUGAGAUGGACUAUUUUGGGAAGCACAUGUUUGACCUUAAAUCCGAGCCGGCUGGUCAACCAGUUACAGGAAAGCACCACUUUGAAUGGAAGGCCGCGUAA
Molecule: messenger RNA, 1503 nt
Organism: Xylona heveae TC161
Lineage: Eukaryota; Fungi; Ascomycota; Xylonomycetes; Xylonales; Xylonaceae
Product: 6-phosphogluconate dehydrogenase C-terminal domain-like protein
Exons: 6
Coding region: 1-1503 (500 amino acids)
Biological process (GO): pentose-phosphate shunt; pentose-phosphate shunt, oxidative branch
Cellular component (GO): cytosol
Molecular function (GO): phosphogluconate dehydrogenase (decarboxylating) activity; NADP binding
Source: RefSeq, a predicted model, not a curated record